Molecule: messenger RNA, 9781 nt
Organism: Suricata suricatta (meerkat)
Lineage: Eukaryota; Metazoa; Chordata; Mammalia; Carnivora; Herpestidae
Gene: PCNT
Product: pericentrin
Exons: 49
Coding region: 187-9393 (3068 amino acids)
Biological process (GO): signal transduction
Molecular function (GO): molecular adaptor activity
Source: RefSeq, a predicted model, not a curated record
ACGGCGCACGCCCGGGGGCGGUGCCCGGACCAAAUCUGCGUGACAGUUGUUGCGGGGGGAGGGCAGCCCAGACAAGGGGGAGGGAGUGUAAAUAGAGCGAAGGCGGCGGCGUGUUGACCCCAUCACCUCUCGCCUCUCGGUAUCCCGCGAGGAGCCCCCGAGAAAGAGAAAGAGAGAGAGAGAGAGAUGGAUGAAGAUGAGCAAGAGCAGCGGCGCAGAAAGGUGGAGGCCGGGAGAGCGAAGCUUGCUCACUUCCGACAGAGAAAAACAAAAGGUGACGGUGCGCAUCCGAAGAAAAAGACGGCGAAGAGGAAGGGCCCGGCUGUCGAUGCGCCUGUCCAGGAGGAGAGCCCGGUAGCCACCGACGGUGGUGGACUCCUGGGAGGAGGGGAUGUUUGCAAACACACGUCCUGCAGCGGCACCCCUGCUGGGGCGGGAGCAGCGCAGGCCCUGGCAGCCACCGGUCGGCAUUCUGUCCCUGUGGAUUUGCCUGUUCUGGACAUUCCAUGUUCGCAGAGCCACACGGAACGUGAACAGGAAUGUACACUAGAAACCGAGGAGCAGAUGAGAAGACCGGAGGAUGAGGUCGGCGCACAGCAGGGGGCGGCAGUCGAGCCUCAGGGACCCGCGGAGCUGCAGCGGGUCCAGCUGCAGACCCAGCCGGUGCCGUCGCUGGAGCUGGAGGCGCUGCGCCUGAGUCUCAGCAACAUGCACACGGCGCAGCUGGAGCUGACGCAGGCCAACCUCCAGAAGGAGAAGGAGACGGCGCUGACGGAGCUGCGGGCCAUGCUGAACGCGCGGCACGCGCAGGAGCUGGCGCUGCUGCAGAGCCGGCGGCAGCAGGAGCUGGCGCUCGCCCGGGAGGAGCAGACUGACGGCAACUCUGAGCUGAUCUGCUUUUCUGUUUUUCUUGCAGCUGAGCUGAAGGAGAAGUUACAGUCAGAAAUGGAGAAAAACGUGCGGAUGAUAGAGACCCUGAAACAAGACUGGGAAUCCGAGAGAGGUUUAUGCCUGGAAAACCUACGUGAAGAAUUGUCUGCAAAGCAUCGGUUGGAGUUGGAGAAUUUACAAGACCAGUUUAAGAAAGAAUUGGCAGAACAGAAAGCUGAGUUGGACAAGAUUUUUCAAGCCAAAAGUCAGGCUGAAAUUGCCCUGAGGACCCUGGAGGCGCAGCACGACACAGACCUGAGGAGGCUGCGCGAAGACUUGCAGUCCGAGCACUGCCAGCACUUAGAGGACCUGGAGCUGAGGCUCCGAGACCAGGAGGUGGAGAAGCAGCGCGAGUUAGAGGACCUCCGAGCGUCGUACGAAGAGCUGAAGGCUCAGUCACAAGAAGAAAUCCAGCGCCUGUGGUCUCAGCUCACAUCUGCGGGGCCCGACCGACAGGACCCGAGUGGUGAGGCGCUCAUGUUGGAAGCUGAGGUCCUCAGACACUACAGCCGCGUGUUUAUUUGGUUCCCCGACCAGCUCCUGACCUGUGCGCCUCACGCGGAGGGACUGGGGCACCGAAGUCCAGACUGUGAGCAGUGUCAGCGGGAGAAAACGGAGCACGAGUCUGAGUUGGAGCAAUUGAGGAUUUAUUUUGAGCAGAAAUUAAAGGAAGCAGAGAAGAGUUACCAAGAAGACCUGACUCUGUUAAAGCAGCAGCUGCAGGAGGCAAAUGAAGAGUCUUUUCUGGAAUCUGUGGACAUCAGUUCACCCAGCGCGGUUUUAGAAGAGAGGUCUGAAAAACGAAGGGGAGAGCACGUUGAUGGACCCAGCCUUCAACCUGAGGUAGAAGAAGCCCACUCGCACCAGCUAAUGGCGCGGAAGUCCUCCCUGGAAGGCCGGGGCCGGCAGGAGGUGGGCCUCGAGGGGCCGCAGGUGCUGGAAGGGGAGCUGCGUCAGGUGCUCUUGGAAGGGCCUGGCGGAGGACUGGCUCGGGUGCCUCUCUGCGGUGCGCAGGACGCUGCCUUGGAGGUGGAGACGGAGGCGGCAGCGGGAGCCUUGGGUUUGGAAACCGAACACGAGCUUAACCUCUCACUUCUCCAGGCGGGGCUCAGGGAAGAAAUCGAUGUCUUAAAACUGGAAAAUAGAAGUUUACACGAGAGGUUGCAGCCUGAGGCCCGCCUGAAGGAGGACUUGGGGAGGGUCAAACAUAACUUAGUUGAAGAUCACCAGGAGGAGCUGAAGAGAGCCAACGAGAAGAUUCAGCUAAUGAAGGAGGAGCUCAAGGAAAGGGCGGCCGAAUGGAAGGUGACGAGUGAGGGGCUGAAGAGAAAAGCUGAAGAGGAGGCGGCGCUGAUGCUCCUGGACCUCAGAGAACAAGCCGAGUCUGAGAAACAGCUGAUAAUAAACAAGUUUGAGCUUCGGGAAAUCAAGAUGAGGCAACUCCAGGACCAGCAGGCGGCCCAGAUCCUGGAGCUGGAGGGGUCGCUGGUGGAGCAGCAGGGCCGCCUGCGGCAGCUGGAGCUCGGGCUCGCCGGGGACGGGUGUCCGUGGUGCGGCCGGCGUGGCCGGGAGCCGGGUGGCGGGCCGGCUCCCGGGGGCGAGGACCGGGAGCUUGCCGCCCUGCGCCUCAAGGAGGACUGUGCCCUCCAGCUGAUGCUGGCCCAGAACAGGUUUUUAGAAGAACGUAAAGAAAUCACAGAGCGGCUCACCGCGGAGCAGGACGCCCUGCUGCGGGAGGCCCAGGAGAAGCACGCCCGGGAGCUCCGGCUCCUCCAGGAGAGACACCGGCAGCACGUGCUGUCCUUGACGGCGGAGCUCGAGGCCCGGCAGCGGGCUCAGGCGGAGGAGCUGCGGGCCUCCGUGGAGGGCGAGCAGCGGGCUCGCUGCGAAGCCCGCCUGGCCGGCUUGCGGACGGAGCACGCUGCCGCCGUCAGCGCUUUGGAGGCGAGACACUCGUCACAGCUGGAGUCUCUGGAGUCCCGUCACCUGGCGGAGAUGCAGGCCUUGAGGGAGGAGCACAGGCGGGCUCUGGAGCAGCUGCAGAGGAGAGACGCUUCUCGCUCCGCGGCGCCCGCCCAGGAGCUAGACCUUCCGCCUGUGGAGGACGGCCCGAGCGCGCAGGGUGAAUUUGAAAGUGAAGAUUCCUUACGUGAACAAGAGAAGAUACGUAGACUUGAGUGUGAGCAAGCUCAGUCUCUGUGCCGAAACGAGGAGUCUUUGCUUCUGCAGCUUCAGGAGAAGAAUAACCAGAUUCUGCAGCUGAAAGACCAAAUUUUAUCCUUAAGACAUGAGGUAGAAGAAUGCCAUUCGGAACUGGAGAAGCUCCAGCAAAGACGUGAAAGGGAAAACCAGGAAGGCACGAAUCUCAUCUCGAUGCUGAAGUCCGACGUUGACCUCUCUGACCGUGAAAGGAGAGCUCUCCGGGACGCUCUGCGGAGGCUGCUCGGGCUGUUCGGAGAGACCCUGAAGGCUGCCGUCGCCUUGAAGAGCCGGAUCCAUGAGCGCGUGGGGCUGUGUCUGGAGGACGAGGGCCCGCCCGACGGCCAGGCCCUGCCUGCAGCGCCGGUGCCCGAGGAGCCGUGGCCCGAGGCGGCCCUGCUGGAGCUGGACAGAACUGUGCCCGAGUGUGUGGAGGGGUCUUCAGACGCCGAACUUAGCAGUCACGUCUGUGAAAGCUUCUUCAUGAGCCCAGAAGGUUCACCGGAGUGCGAGCAGCCAGUGAGGAGGAUUUACCGGAGCCUCGGGCUGGCGGUGGACGGCCUCCUGGAGCUGGCUCUGGGCUCCGCCAGACAGCUAGAGGAGGCCCGUCAGAUUCAUUCUCGGUUUGAGAAAGAAUUUAGUUGCAAGAACGAGGAGACGGCGCAGGUCGUUAGGAAGCACCAGGAGUUACUGGAGCGCCUGGACGAGGAGAACGCCGCCCGGACGCGGCUGACGCUGGAGCUGCACCAGGCGCAGGGCCUCAUCGAAGGGUUCAAGGUGGAGCAAGCCAGCCUGCAGCAGGCGCUAGGCCAGAAGGAGACGGCCGAGCAGGGCCUCGCGGCGGAGCUGGAGAGCCUGAGGCAGCAGCUGGAGCUGGCGACCCGGCAGCGGGCGGAGCUGAGGGAGGAGAACUCCGCCCUGUGCGCCCAGCAGGAGGCCCUGGCCGCUGAGGCAGGGGAGAGAGAAGCGGCGUCUCUUGCGGACCUCCUGCUCGUGAUGUCUGCAGAGCUGGUCUGGGGUGUCUCGUCUGGGCUGUGCGCGCAGCCACAGGUCGCCUCUACUCCUCCCGUGCUUUUCACCACACUUCCUGGGGCUCUCUGGAGGCCGGGCCUGCGGCAUGCGGCCACAGCUCCAGGGCCCCGGGGCUCCUUCCCUGUGUCACCAGAGCAGGCCGUCGACAGGGAGCACGAGCGGGAGGAGUUCCAGCGGGAGAUCCAGAGGCUGGAGGAGCAGCUCCGGCAGGCGGCCCGGCCACGGGGCCCCUGCGCGCGCGACCAGGAGCAGCUGGAUGAGGAGGUGGAAUUGCUGCAAGAGAAGCUGAGACAGAAAUCAGACGGGUUUGAUGAACUGGUCAUAAAGAAAGAACUGGCAGACAGACAGGUGCUAAUCCAGGAGGAGGAAAUCAAACGUCUCCAGGAGACCAAUGCCAGCUGCCGACGCGAGGCGGCUGCGCUGCGGGACGAGCUGGAGAAGCAGAGAAGCGCCGUGAAGGCCUUGCAGCAGGAUAACGAGGCGUUACAGGAGCAGAAUGGGAUGCGGUCCACACUGCCAUCUAAACUCGAUGAGGGCAGAUGCCCCACACUUCCUGCAGGCACUUGUCCCGGGGGCCCGGGAGUCCAGUUAGAGGCAGUACAGACGGCACUCCGGCAGCGGGAGAGCGAGGUUUUAGACUUAAAAGAACAAUUAGGAAAGAUUAAGGAGGACUUAGUAAGCAAGGACGAGGAGGUGCUGCACCUGAACUUGAAGCUGGAUGCGCAGAACAGCCGCGCUGCUCUCAGCCUGCAGGAGCUGCAAGAGGAGAACGCCAGCCUGAAGGCAUUUCUGCAGAACAAGGAAAAGGAGAUCAAGGGUGUGAGUGAGCAGCUCGAGGCACAGCUGGCUGGGAUGGGAGGCGGUGCUCUCUCUGAGGUUCCCUUUGACCGAAGCUCCGAGGUUGAGGAGCUGAGGUCCGUCAUCGAGAAUUUGCGAGAGAACCAGCAGCGACUGCAGAAAGAGAAGGCGGAGGAGAUGGAGCAGCUCCACGAAGUCAUCGAGAGGCUGCAGAGAGAGCUCUCACUCGACCCCGUGUCGCCCGGGCCCCCGGUCAGCGAGCUGCCGGGCGGCCCUGUGGCCGGGCCCGAGGCGCUGGCGGCACUGGCGGCGGGCGUGCCGGGCCGGCUGCUCUCGGAGCAGGAGCGCAGGCAUGGCCAGGCCCUGGAGGCCCUGCAGCAGCGCCUGCAGGCCGCGGAGGAGGCCGCCGGGCGGCAGCUGGCCGAGCUGGAGCGCAGCGCAGCCCUCAGGGAGGCUGAGGUGCAGGCCAUGGCCUCCCAGAUCCGAGCCUUUGAAGCCACCCUAAAAGCCAAGGAAGCGAAGAUUGCAGAGAGGGAUUUAGAAAUCGAUGCUCUGAAGCAGCAGAAACUGGCCCACUCGGCCGAGCUGGAGGCCAUCCUGUCCGCCUUCUCCCGUUUCCGCCGCGCCCUGGAGCAGCAGCCCCUGGCCGCUGAGGACGGGCCCCCAGAGCUGCAGCGGCUGCGCGCGCAGUGCGUCCGCCUCAGCCACCAGCUCCAGGUGCUGAACCAACGGUUCCUGCGGUGCCAGAAGGAGCUGGACAGGCAGCAGGCCCGCGGGGCCCACCUGCACCCUGGUGCGGAGGGCAGCUCCCAGCGGUGGGGCUCCAGGGGUGAAGAGGCCUCUGGUGACGAGGACUCGGGGCAAGAUGUGGGCAGCAGGCAGCUGAGCACAGCCCCCAGCGGCCACGUCAGAGACCCACAGGCCACGGUUAACGGUGACGUGCGGCCCGCCAAAGCCCCGCUGACGCCAGACCACCCGCAUCUGCGUGGACAAGACCGUGUGACGUCGGCGCUCGCGGCCUGCCAGAGGCAGCUGGAGUCGGAGCUGCUCUUGGUGAAGAGCAAAAUGCACUUGAGAGCAGACGACUGUGGCCAAGUGCCGGGGAGGAUGAAGAAUAAGGAAAAACUACUGGAAGAUUGUCAGCUGCGGAAAGUUGGUCUCAUAAGUCAGAUGAAAGAACUUCAAGAAAAGUUGAACCAUUUGGUGUCUUCUGUGAGCUUCCAGAACAGCGAGACUGAGGAUUUCAGACUUCAGCAGCCAUUGGCAUCUUCGCCUGCUUCAGAAAAUAAUUUGAGUGACAUUUCUAAUAAUGGUGAAGAGACUGACAGAUUACCUCUUGUUGAUACAUUGCAUGUAGAUAAAUCCGCAUGUGAUCUGACUGACCUUAGUGGUGGAAAGCAGGAUUCAUUGACCAGAAAAGAAAUGCCAGAUGUUCCCAUGGAAGACGAAGUUGAUUUGCAGGAUGGAUCGCUUUGUUUACAAGCGAGCUUGCACGGUGGCUCCCAUGACCUUACCCACACCCAGGGGCCCGGUCCCGUGCAGACUGCACUCAGGGCGGCGGACAUGUCCUCCUGGAGCUCACCGGAGGUGGUCAGGAAAGACUCGACCCUCGAGCCUGCGCCCAGCCUGCCCCUGACGCCCUGCUCGGACACCCUGAGCUUGGAGGCCUCUGUGCGGGACAGGACAGGCGCCUCGCUUCAGGCUGACCGGUCAGGCCUGCUUUGGUACCCGGGCGGGUCGGCAGCGGGGAAGGCCUCCAGGUGGGCAGAGUCUCCAUUGGCUGCAGACAGGACUCCCUCUGCCGACCACCACGUGCAGCGGGCAGCCGUGGAGAAAGAUGUUGAAGAUUUUAUCGUAACCUCUCUUGAUGCUCAAGGAAAGCCCAGAUCUUCUCCUUUUGCGAUUGAAGGAAAAAACAGCAGAAGUGAUCCUGGUGAUGGCUCAGGGUUUGGAGAGAUACUAAGCCAAGGCUCGGGCAGACUUGAUACCCCCACUGCAAGUCCUGCUGUGUCACCUCCUGCCUCUGGAAGGUUCCGACAGCUGCUGGAAGCCAUGAAGGAGAAGGAAGUCCAUUCAAAGCAAGUAAAGGCUCUGCUGCAGAUGGUGUGUGACGAGAGCCACCACAUCCUGGCCUUGUCCGAGUGCCGCGGGCCACCUAGCGCCCUGAGCAAGGGUGAGCCGAGUGCCCCCCUUGAGCACUUCCCAAGAGAAGGCCCCGGCCCGUUGGAGGUAGUGCCGGCCCUGAGAAGGCAUCCAAGCCCGGCACCCCUGAAAGGAGAGAAGGAGUGUCCUGACAUGUGCCUCGACUGGAGAGGAGAGUUUCUACAGAUGGUUCAGGAGGCGUUCGGAAAGGAAUGGGAGAUGCUGAGGGCUGAGUUGCAGCCCCGGCCCUGUGGCUCUGAGCCCCGGGACCACAGCUCCUUGCUGCAGAGGCUAGAGAAGGUGGUCCAGGAGCAGGAGAAGUCCUUGGAACACCUUCGCCUGUCAGACCGGACCAGCCUGCUGUCCGAGAUCCAGGCUCUGCGCGCGCAGCUGCGGAUGACGCACCUGCAGAACCAGGAGAAGCUGCAGCAGCUGUGCGCGGCGCUGACCAGCGCCGAGGCCCGCGGGAGCCGGCAGGAGCACCAGCUGCGCAGGCAGAUUGAGUUAUUGGCGUAUAAGGUUGAGCAGGAAAAACGUAUAGCGAGUGACGUACAGAAAACGCUGAAUGAAGAGCAAGAGAAAGCCAGCAGCGUUCAGAAGCUCCUGGUGGUAGAGCAGACCGUUGUCAGCGACUUAAGAUCUGAGCUCCGCGAGUGUAAACAGGACAACGAGAGGCUGCUGGCGUCCCUCAGCAAGGCGCAGCAGGAGGUCCUCCAGCUGAGGUCCGUGCUGGACAGCAAGGAGAGCAACCUGAAGGCCGCGCUGCAGGAGCUGGAGAGCGAGCGCGAGAAGGAGCGCGCCCUGCGCAGCCGGCUGGAGGAGGAGCAGCUGCAGCACCUGCAGAGGGAGGGCCAGAGCUCCAAGACCCUGGAGGAAUUAAGGCUCUCCCUGGAGAAGCAGCACGCGCAGAGCAACAGGCUGUGCGUGGCGCUGAAGCACGAGCAGACGGCCAAGGACAACCUGCAGAAGGAGCUGCGGAUCGAGGCGUCGCGCUGCGAGGCGCUGCUGGCGCAGGAGCGCGGCCGGCUCUGCGAGCUGCGGCGCAGCCUGGAGGCCGAGAAGGGCCGCUCGCUCGAGCUGCGAGAACUGGAGCUGCGGCGCCAGCGGGAUGAGCACAAGAUCCGGCAGCUCCAGCGGACCGUCCAGGACCUGGAGGCGAAGGAGGAGGCCCGCCAGCGCCAGGGCCCCGAGUCGGCGCGGCUGCAGGAGCAGCGCCUCGGCCUGGAGAAGGUCCGGCAGCAGCUGCUCUGGGCCGCCGGGCUCCUGACCAGCUUCGUCGGCCGCACGGUGGACAGGACAAUUAGCAAUUGGACAUCAUCAAAUGAGAAAGCAGUGACAUCCUUACUGCACACGUUAGAAGAACUCAAGUCUGAGCUGAGUGCGCCCAACGCUUCCCAGAAAACAAUGCCAGCGGAGCUGCAGGUCCAGCUGGUGGACGUCCUGCUGAAAGACAAGGAGUCCCUCACGAAAGCUCUGCGCACGGCGACGCAGGAGAAGGCGGAGCUGCGCCGGGCGGUGGCCCAGCUGGAGGCGGCCCUGAAGCAGCACCUGCCGAAGGGCCGCGUGCGGAGGAGGCCGGACAGGUGGAGGCCGGACAGGGCGGUCUCUCAGAGCUCACCGCGACAGCCGGACGCAGGGUUGCCCGCAUCGGCCGCAGGCAAGGAAGCAAACGCCUGCAACGCGCAGAUGGAAAAACUGUACCUGCAUUAUCUGAGAGCAGAAAGCUUCAGAAAGGCUCUGAUUUAUCAAAAGAAGUAUCUUUUACUGUUGAUCGGUGGGUUCCAGGACUCUGAGCAAGAAACGCUCUCCAUGAUCGCUCAUUUGGGAGUGUUUCCUUCCAAAGCAGACAAGAAAGCGAGCCCAUCUCGCCCUUUGACCAGGUUCCGAACGGCCGUCAGGGUCGUGAUCGCGACGCUGAGACUACGUUUUUUGGUUAAGAAAUGGCAAGAAGCAGACCGGAAAGGAGCUGUUGUGCACGGCCGAGCGGCCCGCCCAGGGUUCCCGGCGCCGCAGCGGCAGCAGCUUCCACCCGACACCGGUGCGUCCCCCCCAACCCGGGACGUGUCCUCCAGCCACGCCGGGGACCCUGUGCCGAGAGCCUCCCCGCGCAGGAGGGACAGAUCUGCUGCAUCCUCAGAUUCAAAAUCAGAAAGAUCCCUGGCUGCUUCUCAAGACCCCGAGCAUUCAUUGACAGAAUAUAUUCAUCAUCUAGAGAUGAUCCAGCAAACACUGGGCGGGGCCCCACCAGAUUCUACUUCAAAGAAAUCCUGCCACCAGGAAGUUAAACAGUGAAUAAAAUCCUUGCGGCUUUUACCUACAACAAUUCAACUUGAGGAAAAGAUUGGGUUUUUUUCCUUUUUCUAAGGAAAGCUUGUGGCGUGGGGUCUGGGCAGCGCCCGGUCUCCUCACGUGCCUGAGGCGCCAGCCCCCAGCACGGCUCGUUCCUGUCACCUGUUUGCUGAGUGCGUGCCGAGCAGGGGUGUCCUUGGCCACGUCGGCGCGUGCGGCAGCGCCUCGCCCCCCGGGGUGACGUGUGCGCUCCUGCAGCCCGCCCCCAGGCAGGAAGCAGAGACUGGCCUCCUGUUUGUUUCCUUAACGUGUACGGAUGGGGACUUGGUUUAAAAACAAAAAUGCACAAAAACCAAAAGGAAUAAAAGUCCAGCACUACUUUAUUUGUGAA